AUGACGACUUCAGGCGCUCUCUCCCCCCCCCCGGUGCCAGGCUCCCGUGGGUCCUCCACCCCCCCCCCGGUGGAGUUUCGUGCAGGAAAAAUGUCCCCCCCCCCAACUACUGUCACCCCAGAUAAACGGACCCCCCCCCCGUACAUUCAGCAGACGGAUGACUCCCCCCCCCCCCCCUGCUGGAAAGACAGGACGUCUGGGAACGUGGAAGACGACUUGAUCAUCUUUCCUGACGACUGUGAGUUCAAGCGCGUGCCCCCCCCCCCCAGCGGGAGGGUCUAUGUGCUCAAGUUCCCCCCCCCCUCCAAACGGCUCUUCUUUUGGAUGCAGGAGCCCAAGACGGCCCCCCCCCCGGAACAUUGCCGGAAGGUCAACGAGUCCCCCCCCCCCCCUCCGAUGCCUGGAGCGCUGGGGGCCCCCCCCCCUGGAGGCCAUGAGCUCUCUGCACUGGCAGGCCCCCCCCCCUUGCAGAGCCUGCUGGGGAACAUGAGCCACAGCCAGCUCAUGCAGCUCAUCGGACCUGCUGGCCCCCCCCCCCUCGGUGGGCUGGGGGCCCUGACCGGGCCCCCCCCCCCCAGCUUACUGGGGAGUGGGGGGCCUCCCCCCCCCCCCUCUUCAUCCAGCUCCCGCCCCCCCCCCGCAGCCGUCACCCCGUCCUCCACCACCCCCCCCCCCCGAGCCACCCCAGCCCCCUCUGCUCCCCCCCCCCCCUCGGUGACCAGCCCGAGCCCCGCACCCCCCCCCCCCAAUGGAACCAGCACGGCAGCCAGCCCCCCCCCCCCCAUCCAGCUGAGCGACCUUCAGAGCAUCCCCCCCCCCAUGAACGUGCCGGCCGGGCCAGGAGGCCCCCCCCCCGUUGACCUGGCCAGUGUUCUGACGCCCGAGAUCAUGGCACCUAUCCUUGCCAACGCGGACGUCCAGGAGCGCCUGCUGCCCUACCUGCCCCCCCCCCAGUCACUGCCACAGACGGCAGAGGAGCCCCCCCCCCCGCUGACCUCGCCCCAGUUCCAGCAGCCCCCCCCCCCGGCCCUGGGCAUGUUCAGCGCGGCCUUGGCCUCUGGGCCCCCCCCCCCCCUCAUGUGCCAGUUCGGCCUGCCCCCCCCCCCCCUGGAGGCCGCCAACAAGGGCGGUACCCCCGCGUUUGCCAAAGCUAUGCAGAGCGGCCCCCCCCCCCGGCAGGAGGGUGACGGGAAGGACAACCCCCCCCCCGAGGAGGACAUGAGCUUGGACUAG
This is a messenger RNA of Odobenus rosmarus divergens (Pacific walrus), 1233 nucleotides long. RefSeq names its product adhesion regulating molecule 1 (gene ADRM1). Bases 1 to 1233 code for a protein of 410 amino acids. Gene Ontology annotation, cellular component: cytoplasm; proteasome regulatory particle, lid subcomplex; nucleus. Lineage: Eukaryota; Metazoa; Chordata; Mammalia; Carnivora; Odobenidae. Gene Ontology annotation, biological process: ubiquitin-dependent protein catabolic process. Gene Ontology annotation, molecular function: ubiquitin binding; endopeptidase activator activity; proteasome binding. The record is from RefSeq and is a predicted model, not a curated record. The transcript has 9 exons.